GGGGUGUCUAGGUAGUGACAUUCCGGGCACUGAGAACUUAGGAGGAGGUGAGCUGUCUCCUGCGAAGACUGCAGUGAGUACUCCGUACUGCUGGGACCAGCGGAGGAGUUGGAGCCAGAGACAGCAAGUUACCCAACCGUGCGCAGGCAGGACGCAGAGCAUCCCGGAACUCGGCUUUAACAUGAGAUGCCACUGCCUGGAGACUGUGGCCUUACCCUCCAGCCAGGCACUAAGCCAUCUGAAACCUAACAGAAAGUGACCUUGGCUUCCUGCCUGACACAGCUGAGCCUGGAUCCUACCUGUAGUCAAGAGCUGACCCCUACCUUAGACCCUGUGCACCGGAUGGAGCUGAUCCUGAGUGCCAGCCCAGCAAAGCUGACUCUAGAUCCUGCAUGCCAGCCAGAGUUGACCCUGAGAUUCAACCUGACCAAGCUAACCCUGGAUCCUGCACGCCAGCCAGAGCUGUCGCUGAGUCCCAGGCUAGCUGAGCUGACCCUGGAUUCCACAUGCCACCCAGAGAUGAGCCUCAGUCCUGGCCCAGCUGAGCUUACCCUGGAUCCUCAACACCAGGCAAAGGAGAUCCCAGUCCCCAAGCUGGCUGAAUUGACCCUGGAGCCUGUACACUGCCGACCUGAGCUCAUGAGUGCUUGUGCCGACCUCAUCAAUGACCAGUGGCCCCGCAGCCGUGCCUCCCGUCUCCACUCUCUGGGCCAGUCCUCAGAUGCCUUCCCCCUCUGCCUGAUGCUGCUAAGUCCUCAGCCCGUACCUGGAGCAGCCCCUAUUGUGGUGGGCCAUGCCCGCUUAUCACGGGUACUGGACCAUCCCCACAGCCUCUUAGUGGAGACAGUGGUGGUAGCCCGGGCUUUGAGGGGCCGUGGCUUUGGUCGCCGCCUCAUGGAGGGCUUGGAGGCCUUUGCCCGAGCCCGGGGUUUCAGACGGCUGCACCUUACCACUCAUGACCAGAUAUACUUCUACGCCCAUCUGGGCUACCAACUGGGUGAGCCUGUGCAGGGUUUGGUCUUCACCAGCCGUCGGCUGCCCACCACUGUCCUCCGUGCCUUCUCUAAGCCACCCUGCCCCCAGCCACCCUGCAAAGGGCCUAUCCUAGCUGCUCAAGUUGUCCCAAGGAGCUCUAAGGGACUCCCAUUGCCGCCACCUCCUCCCCUACCCCAGUCUCUGACCACCCCACCGCCUCCUUCACCUGAGCCCCUUCCUCAAAACCCGCUAGAGACACGAUAUCGAGAUCUGAAGGGGUGCCCUAUAUUCUGGAUGGAAAAAGACAUCUGAUGGCCCUGUCUCUCUGGGACACUGGAUUGCCCAGAACAGAGCCAGCCUCAGUCCACUGGCCAUUCUCCACCCCCUGGGGACAACCUUAGCCUGUGUAUCUUUCCUGGGUACCAGUGGGCCAGGAGGUGGCUCCGGAGCUUUGGCUCGGAGCUGUCAGUGUGGCUAAAUAAAGGCUUCCAUUAGGUA
Messenger RNA from Arvicanthis niloticus (Nile rat), 1473 nucleotides. Lineage: Eukaryota; Metazoa; Chordata; Mammalia; Rodentia; Muridae. The record is from RefSeq and is a predicted model, not a curated record.